AUGUCGGCCAACGACAAAUUCGGUAACGAUAUCCCCGAGUCGGAUUCAGACUCCGGCGAGUCCCAGGUCGAUAUCCAUGAUUCCGACAACGACCUCCUCGACAAGCCCAAGUCGGCCCUGAAGAAGAGCGCCCCUGCCCCAGUUGUCCAGAGACCACCUCUGCCCCCUCAAACAGACCCCAAGGACCUCGACAUCAAGAGCCUUACCCCCCUCACAGCCGAGAUUAUUGCGCGGCAAGCGACCAUCAACAUCGGUACUAUCGGCCACGUCGCUCACGGAAAGUCCACAGUCGUCAAGGCCAUCUCUGGCGUCCAGACCGUUCGUUUCAAGAACGAACUGAUCCGCAACAUUACCAUCAAGCUGGGUUAUGCCAACGCCAAGAUCUACAAGUGCGAUAGCCCAGAAUGCCCAAGGCCGACAUGCUACAGGAGCUACAAGAGCGAGAAGGAGGUUGACCCUCCUUGCGAGCGUGAGGGCUGCACAGGAACUUACAGACUGUUGCGCCAUGUCUCCUUUGUUGAUUGCCCCGGUCACGAUAUUCUCAUGAGUACCAUGUUGUCAGGUGCCGCCGUCAUGGACGCCGCCCUUCUUCUCAUUGCCGGUAACGAAUCUUGCCCUCAGCCUCAAACCUCUGAGCAUUUGGCCGCCAUCGAGAUUAUGAAGUUGGACAAGAUCAUCAUUCUCCAGAAUAAGGUCGAUCUUAUGAGAGAAGAGGCUGCCAAGCAGCACCACGAGUCUAUUCUCAAGUUCAUCAGAGGCACAGUCGCUGGCAAGUCGCCGAUUAUCCCCAUUUCGGCCCAGCUCAAGUUCAACAUCGACGCCAUCAACGACGCUAUCGUCAAUACCAUCCCCAUCCCUCCUAGGGAUUUCUCCAUGGACCCCCACAUGAUCGUCAUUCGGUCGUUCGACGUCAACAAGCCCGGUGCCGAGAUUGAGGAGCUUAAGGGUGGUGUUGCUGGUGGUUCCGUUCUUCACGGUCUGCUCAAGCUCGGUGACGAGAUUGAGAUCCGCCCCGGCAUCGUUACUCGCGACGAGAGGGGUGAUCUCAAGUGCACGCCCAUUUUCAGCCGUAUUGUGUCUCUCAACUCUGAGGCCAACGAGCUGAAGUACGCCGUUCCCGGCGGUCUUAUUGGUGUCGGUACCCGCAUCGACCCUACCCUCUGCAGAGCCGAUCGUCUUGUCGGUUUCGUCCUCGGUCUCAAGGGCCGCCUCCCCGACAUCUACAGUGAGAUCGAGGUCAACUUCUACCUCCUCCGCCGCCUCCUCGGUGUCAAGACGGCCGACGGCAAGCAGGCCAAGGUCGACAAGCUUGCGAAGAACGAGGUUAUCAUGGUCAACAUUGGUUCCACCUCCACCGGUGCCAAGGUUGUUGCCAUCAAGAAGGAUGCUGCCAAGCUCCAGCUUACAUCUCCUGCUUGCACAAAGAUUGGCGAGAAGGUUGCGCUUAGCAGACGUAUCGAGAAGCAUUGGCGUCUCAUUGGUUGGGCUACCAUCGCUGCUGGCGUAACGGUCGAGCCCGUCACCGCUUAA
Molecule: messenger RNA, 1530 nt
Organism: Podospora anserina S mat+
Lineage: Eukaryota; Fungi; Ascomycota; Sordariomycetes; Sordariales; Podosporaceae
Exons: 3
Coding region: 1-1530 (509 amino acids)
Biological process (GO): formation of translation preinitiation complex; positive regulation of translational fidelity
Cellular component (GO): cytosol; eukaryotic translation initiation factor 2 complex
Molecular function (GO): GTPase activity; translation initiation factor activity; tRNA binding
Source: RefSeq, a predicted model, not a curated record